This is a messenger RNA of Patiria miniata (bat star), 3973 nucleotides long. RefSeq lists its product as uncharacterized. Bases 640 to 2220 code for a protein of 526 amino acids. The record is from RefSeq and is a predicted model, not a curated record. Lineage: Eukaryota; Metazoa; Echinodermata; Asteroidea; Valvatida; Asterinidae. The transcript is spliced from 7 exons.
CGAAGUUGAACUAUAUCUAGAAUUAACUUAGGCCUCGGCAAGUAGCGAUCUAUCAUCAGUAGUAGUGCAUACAAUACAAUAUAGAGAUCAGGCUUGGCGGCAACUUUAUUUUUCUAAUCAUCAUGUUACAAUUAGUAAUGCCGUGUGUAGAUUGACGACUGGGGAUGACCCCCCCCCCCCCAACAAAAAAAUCCUAAAACUUCCCACACGUUCAGUUGCAAAUACGAAAAAGGGGUGGGGCCUGAUCGACACCUUGACACAUCUGGUGGCGCUGUUCAAAAAGCUGCGCGCAAGAUCGGCAUACAACUUACAGAUGUUCCCGCUACGCUUUGAAUGAGGUGAAUGUAUCAAAAUCAAUUUUUAUGGAUUGUUUUAUUUACCGUGGCAAGCAACAGCCAAGUGCUCUGAACUUCGCAGCCUAUUUUUUUCGCAGAACAGUCACGCCCCCAUUUGACAGGACAGGUUAUCAGUCCAUUAAAAUAUUGUAGGAUUGUCGCCUCUUGAGGGCGCCUGGGGUGGAAAUUUGUAGAAGCUGAACUUUUCCAGAAUUGAACAAACGGUGAGCAGAAUUUGAGCUCACACGCACGAGCGAGCUUGACAUGUAAUUCAUGCUGAGAAUUGUACCUUCCAAUCCGGAGGAUGUUCAUGUGUAUUAUUUCUGCACGACACUGCCAGUUUGUGGCGACUAUGGCAUUCGUCCGACGUUUUUGUACAUCGGAUCUUGGCCAACACCAGGUCUCAAAACUCACACCUAGAGGGUCCACAUGCUCAUCACACUUCUCCUGCAAUGCCCUAAUCAACCCUGCCAUCUCCAUCGGCCAAGGACGUCAUAUGUACCUGCGACACAUCUAUCGUAGCAAACCCAGACUGACAGCAAUCUGCACCAAUGUGGGGACCCAUUCAGAGAGCCACACCUACAGAUGGGCUUCAAGGUCAGCUUCUAGUGGAGGUAGAUCACAAUCUUUGCACUGGGAUCGAAGGGAGACAUCUCUGAUGUGCUUGAAAGACUCCGCCCGUUGUUGCUCCGCAGGGCCCCGCCCGUCAGACUUCUCGUCUCAUCAAGAGGAAAGUUCUGCAGCAAACAUUGGUGAAAGCAAAGACACAGAGAACCGAGAGCCUCCUGUGCUGUUUUCCAUUGAGAGAGGCACCAUCACUCACGUCUUAUCCUUGUUGACGUCUUCACUGCCUGUCCAGGAUGGCAUUAAGGACAUCACUGCGACCCUAUGCAGGCUGUCAGCUACCAUGCACAUCCAGAGCGUCUACGAGACUGCAGCCAUACCCUGGGAUGCCGCGUGCAGCGAUGACAUCAUCAUUCGCAAUAACCAGCCAAUCAAGCGUCAUGGAACUGAUGACAUCAUAGCCAAGCAACCAAUCAAUAAACAAGACUAUGGCUUCGCAAACCUAUCUUCCCAUUGUUUGGGCAUCACUCAAUUGACUGAUUCUCUCAAUAAUCAACCAACCUUUGGUCUGCAUCGACAUGUGUGCAGGACACAUCUGUAUUUCAAUAAAGUUUAUCAUGUCCCGAUGGUAGCGGCCGUCCCAGAGCCUAAUUGUCUUCAGUCCUCAGCAGACGAUCGUCAGCCAGCGACUACCAAAGCAGACACCGGCUUGACAGAGCAAGACAGUAGUGUGUCCCCACAAGACAACGACAGUCAGAAACCGAGCAAAGAACAGAUACUAAUCAUGUAUGAACGGCUUGUGCAGGAGUUGCCCAACUUCCUGGAAGACUCUCACGACUUCAGCAUGUAUGCCAACUCAGUCGAGUUUGAUAACAGGAUUAUGAAAUUCAAAACCAAAGGACUGCCGGCAUACAAAGCAAGUGUCCACGGAAUGAGGUAUCUGUGUGCUGCUUACAUCAAUGGUUCAAGCAUGGAGGUACUACGCAUCACAGCUGAGCUAGAACUAGGACAAAUACAGGCUAGAUGGAGGGUGAAGGGUGUACCACUGCACAGCUAUGUCAUCAGACCAUGGAGGCGUAAACACCCUGAUAGAUACUUUGAUGCUUUCUCCACGUUUGAACUUGGAAUGGAUGGUCUCAUUCAUCGACACAAAAUGGACAAGGUGAUGCCGACACCAUCCGACAAAGUGAGAGCGCCCUCACUGGCGAUGCGGGUAGGUAUUGCCCUGGGCCUGGUGCGUAACCCUGCCCUGGCACCUGACUGUAUGGUACCCAAGCACCUGUCAUUUAUGCAACCUAAAGCCAGCACAGGGAAGCUAUAGUAGUCUGGUUCCUAGCCAGGUCUGAUGCAAAUGGUAGGUUUGUCUGUAUAGAACAUAGAGCUGUCAAUAACUACAGUAUGUCCCCCAAAAAGGGUCCGUCUGGCUGUUUUUGAAACCAUGAAGCCAAUUUUGAAAAAUUUUGAUUGUGCAGCUACCUCUUGUAUUCGUACGUGUAGUGAAAAGUCAUCUGUAUUGGAUUACACGCAUGCGUUUGCAUUGUUUGUGCAGAAUGAAAUGAAAUGCUCAUUUACUAGUCAAGUGUUUUGCUUUUAGCCGUAUCGGCUUUGAUAAUGCUGUAUAGGAUACACAGACAGAUUAAGAAAGCGCCCAGAGGGCAUCACUUUGUACAUCGAGUCAGCGCUCUAGUAAUGUAAUAUAGCUGUAUGGUUUGGACCCAUUUUGGGGGGCUGAAUUGUGUCAAUUUGUAAGUGGGUGUAAGCACGUUUACUAAAAAUACAAAUAACAGUUAAUAAUGUUAUUUUUAAACCUGCUUUUAAUCUCAGGAUUUUCUUUUUGUUGUAUAUCUUAACAUAAAAGUCCUUUUCCCUUGUAGAUUUCCUUGAAUCUCCUUUCAUUGGUUUUGUCUUCCCUGGUUUCUGAUAUUCAUAUCCAAAGAUUGUUGCUUUUUUUAAAAUAAAAAUUGUUUCAUUUCAUGGAAUAGUUAUUAAACAAUUCUUUAAAAGACAACUUAUAUAUAGCUCCUGUAGCCAAAUAAGCUUAAUGUAGUGACUUCAACUAAAACUAGAGCAUUGUGAAUAUUUUGAACCAAAAUAUAUUUCCCAAGUGAGUCAACUGAGAGCAAGAAUUGGCACAGAUGUGGAUAGUCCCAGCAGUGUGUGAGUGUAUUUUGUAAGUUGGUGACAGCUAUAGUUUAGGAAUAACAUUCUAAAUUAGAAGACAUCAACAAAAGAAAGAUGCAUGCUUUGGACUGUUGAAAUUGUCGGUACAUAGAUGUAUGUACAGAGUUUAAAUAAACAUGUAGAAGUGCCAAAAAAUAUAUAAUGUGGUUUGAUUUUCCUUUUAACUCGUUUGGCACAGGUGGUGUUCCUACAAACAUGCAGAUAUUCUGUGUACCAGUACUGUGUUGUGUAACUUCGAUAGAUUUCAUGGAAUUUGUGAACAUGAAAUUACUGUUUAUAUUUGUGCUGGUCCCAGAGUGCUAGCUUAGUGUCCUCGUAUUAGCUUCAAUCAUCACUGAUGAGUUGACUGUUAGCCUGGCAGUGCUCUCGUAUAGGAUUACCCCAGAAUGUCCAAGAAUGGGCAAAAUCCGCCCCACUGUGUAGACUAGUAGAUGCAUCAUAAGACUUCUAGUGAAAAACCAUUCUGAAUCAAUUGAAUAGAAUUCUGUGCACUCUGGGACCAUAUUUACUCAACUUGCCUCGGCUUGUUUAGUAAUGGGAGACUUUUGAGACCCUUGGUGGCAGCAGACACACCGGUCCUUUUCUAUUGCUUACUCAUAUUGAGCAUGCGCACAUCAGCUUCAGCAUGACGCAAACAAUUGAAAAAGACUGGUGUAUUUGCUGCCACCAAUCUGUCAAAAGUCUCCCAUUGCAGUGAAAUAAUCCUAUGUACACAUAGUUAUCUACUUGUGUGUUCUCAUGACCAACACAAGCUCAUUGGUUUGCGACUGUUUUCCUCUGUAUUUCUUUUUUUUAAUUUAAUUGAGAGUUUAUGAGUUUUUCAUCUGAGGAGUGCUGAACUUGUUUGUACCUACACUGAAAUAAAAAAAAAUUGUAUAUCUUUAUAUCACCAA